AAUUCCUACCAGAAGAGGCUCUAUGUGAGAGACAGGUAUACUUUUGUUCCUGUGAUGCCUUAAGCUUUACCUUUCAUGUUUUGCAGAUUCUGUCCUGCAUUAAUAUAUAACUCUGAACUGCAUAUGAAGUGUUAGCAAGUUCUCCUCACAGCUCAGUCACACAAAACAAUCCUUUUCCAGCGCCAGAACCAAGUACACCACUGCAGCUUCAGGCCCAAAAAGUGCAAACAACAUGGAAUUGAGGAGAGCAAACUGGGAGGAUGGGACUGCAUAACCUGGAGCUGUAAUUGGACAAUUAGCCCCAACAUGGAAAUGGACCAAAACUUAUAAAAGCAUGGAAACUUGUGACCUCUCAUCCAUCUUGGAUGUAGCUGUGGCCGGGCUCCUGUACUGCCCAAGGUGUAUCCUGUGAUAGCCUUUUUAGUAAAUACCUACUUUAUUCCUUUAGCACUGCCUAGCCUCUCUUCUAGGGAGCCUCUCAAGGCAUCACUUGUUCAGCUAUGUUGUCUUCACAUUGGAUUGACUAAAUAUUGUCUGAAUGGAAAUUCCUGUAGGUUAGGAGCACAUUAUGUGCUCUCACUUUUUUUCUGCUGCUUCCUGGCACAGGUUGAGAAGAGGGAAGCAAAGGCAGAUGGAGAAGUGACCUUAAUGGUUUUCUAGGAGUAGAUGUGCUGGGCAUGCAGAGGAUGCUUUCAGUGACAAUGCCGUGGUGAUUUUUGUAAUAGCUCUGCAGGUGAAAUAUGAGUGAGGCAGAAUUGUCCUCCAUCCAGGUAAAGGCAGAAUGUGGUGUCAUCAUACUUGCUUUGCAGUGUUCUUGGAGUAUUGUCAUGCUGGGCUCAGAUGGGUUUGAUUUUGUAUAUGCGAGACUCCCUUGAGUCACUUAGACUCUGGAGCCUUUUUUUAUAUUAAAUGUCUGCGUGGGUGGACUCUUCUCUGGUGUAACAAAGCUGUUCUUUACUAUAUGAUUGCUUUGUGGAUUUAUUUCUGGGGUCCUUGUGAUGACUGAAGGUUCCAAACGUGGGUUGGAUCCUGAAGGGAGAAGAAGCUGCAGGUGCAAGGUGAUGGAGGAAAGCAAGAAGGCUAUUCCCCAUCAUGAGGAAUGAGAGGUGGAAGGGGAGUGCCCUUUUGCUAAAGGACAUGUCUGUGCUUCAUGACGUGAUGGUGUAGGUAUUUUAAAAAUAUUUCCUUAAGGGGAAAAAAAAAACAAUAGGAGAUAGGAUGGCAGCAACAGACCAGGGGAGGGAAAGUCUUCACAACGAGGAGAGAAAGAAAAAAUAAAUUAAAAAAAAAAAAGAUAAAACGAGAAAAAAAAAGGACAAAGAAGAAGUGGAAUCAAAAGAAGCAAUGGAAGGAACAUUGCAAGAAGAGGAAUGAGAACUUUAUCCAAAGGACAUGUUUACUGUGAGUAAUAUAUAAACAUUUGGAAGGAAUACUAGCAAAGGAAAUAGAAGCACAGAAGAGAUAAGGAAGGCAAAUGAGAAGGAGGAUGUAAAAAUAUGAUAGUUAAGGGCAUGAAGAAGCCAUAGGUAAAGAGAACUACGAAGUAGAAGGGAAAGAGAGAACAAUAGAAGAAACAAUAGCAGAAGAAAAUAAAGGAGAAAAGGAUACAACAAAGAUGGCGACUAUAGAAGAAAAAAAUAAGACAGAAAGAGAGUAAGGAAGCAGCAAAGAAAGACGAGAAUGGAAACAAAGGGAAGAAUGAUAAAGGACCUGAUCCGCAGGCACCGACCUUAUGUUUUCACGCUGAGAAGAGCUGGUCCGGAACAGCCUUUCCCUGGCUGGAAAACCGCGUCCUGGCGCUGAUAUGCCAUGAUUGGACCCGACAUACCGUAAUGGGCGCUGAUAUACCAUAAUUGGCGCUGAUAUCGCAUAACUGGCACUGAUAACUGCAACAGUGAUGGUCUCCAGCGGGACGCAGGAGGCAACUGGCGAAUUACCGGCGGGGGUAAAAAAGAACGAAGAUUGGAAAGGAAGGAAAAAUGGUAUAAAGAUUAGGGCAGGGCAAUAAAGCAAAAGGACAACGAGAAGAAACAAUAGAAAAGAACGGGAAGAAUAAAAAGGAAAGAGUAGGAAAAGGAAGGGAAAGGCAAACCGAUGAAAACCAGAGAAAUGACGGAAGAAAGGAAGGAAAAGAUGAGGAAAGAAAUGAAUCUAUGCACGCAAACAGCAAUCGAUAAAGAAAAGGGAACAGGAAAAAUAAGCGGAGCAGAGAGGAACAGACGGCAGAGGGGAUGUUCUUAAAGGAGCGGAGACACAGGCGCUGUGGCAUGUGCGGCGGCGGAGCAGCGCACGGUGUCGCUGCAGGCUCAGGAACGGCUCGGUGCGGGCGGCUCCGCCCCGGUGCGGCGGAGAGCCCGGCUGUGAGCGCGGGGGGGCGGCGCGGGCCGGGAAGCAGAGCCGGUGCGUCCGGGCGGCGGCGGGGAGCCGUGCGGGGCCCGGGCCGGGGCCGGCAGCCACUGCGGCGAGAGCGGCGGCGGCGGCAGGGAGGAUGGGCGAGCGGUGGUGUGCGGCGGCGCUGCGGGUGCUGGUGCUGGUGCUGCAGGCGGCCUGGGCGCUGGCGGGCGGGCAGGUGCGCUACUCGGUGGCGGAGGAAGCCAAGGCCGGCACGGUGGUGGGCCGUCUGGCGCAGGACCUGGGUCUGGAGGCGGGCGAGGCGGAGGCGCGGCGGCUGCGGCUGGUGGCUCCGGGCCGGCGGGCGAGCGUGGAGGUGAGCGGGGCGAGCGGCGCGCUGCUGGUGAGCUCGCGGCUCGACCGGGAGGAGCUGUGCGGCAAGAGCGCGCCGUGCGCGCUGCGCCUGGAGGUGCUGCUGGAGCGGCCGCUGCGCGUCUUCCAUGUGCAGCUGGAGGUCACCGACAUCAACGACAAUGCCCCCGUCUUCCCCGCCGCCCGGAAAAACCUCACUUUAUCCGAGAACUCUCCUCCUGGGAUCCGUUUCCCGCUGGAGGGCGCGUCGGAUGCGGAUAUCGGGGCAAACGCUCAACUCACCUAUACACUCAGCCCCAACGAGCAUUUCUCUCUGGAUUUGCAAAAAUCGAAUGAUGGAAAUACUGAACCCGAGAUCGUUUUAACGAAAUCUCUGGACCGCGAGACGAUUCCCGUGCACCGGUUGGUGCUGACAGCGAGUGACGGGGGCCGGCCGUCUCUGACGGGCACCACGGAGCUUGUGAUCUCGGUGCUAGACGUGAAUGACAACGCGCCCCAGUUCAACCAGUCCGUGUAUAAAGUGCAGCUGCUGGAGAGCGCUGCUGUGGGGACGCUGGUUACGAGGGUAAAUGCCACGGAUGGGGACGAGGGAAUUAACAGUGAAGUGACAUAUGCCGUGACGAACAUCAUUCCCACGAGUGGAAAAGAUGUGAUUUCCAUUAAUCCGAACUCUGGGGAAAUUCUCCUUACGGGCGCUCUAGACUUCGAAGAUGUCAAGGUAUUUAAUUUUCGUAUGGAAGCGAGAGACAAGGGGACACCCCCGCUGUCGGGUCACUGCAAGGUGGUGCUGGAGGUGCUGGACGUGAACGACAACGCGCCGGAGGUGUGGGUGACGUCGCUGUCGGUGCCGGUGGCGGAGGACGCGUCGGCGGGGACGGUGGUGGCCCUGCUGAGCGUGUCGGACCGGGACUCGGGGGAGAACGGGCGCGUGCGGUGCUGGGUGUGGCCGGCGUCGCCGUUCGGUCUGGAGGCGACGUUCGCGGGCUCGUACUCGCUGGUGCUGCGCGAGGCGCUGGACCGGGAGCGGGUGUCGGAGUACGAGGUGGAGGUGCGUGCGGAGGACGGCGGGGCGCCGGCGCUGCGCGCCAGCCGCGGGCUGCGGGUGCCGGUGUCGGACGUGAACGACAACGCGCCCGCGUUCGCGCAGGCCGUGUACACGGUGCUGGCGCGGGAGAACAACGCGGCGGGCGCGGAGCUGGCGCGGCUGUGGGCGCGGGACCCGGACGAGGCGGGCAACGGGCGCGUCAGCUACUCGCUGUGGGAGGGCGGCGUGGGCACCGGCGGCGGGGCCGCGGGGUCGUCGUGGUCGGGCGGCGGGUGGCGUCCGGCUUCGAGCUACGUGUCGGUGGACGCGGAGAGCGGGCGCCUGUGGGCGCUGCAGCCCUUGGACUACGAGGAGCUGCAGGUGCUGCAGUUCGAGGUGCGCGCGGUGGACGCGGGGGAGCCGCCGCUGAGCGGCAACGCCACGGUGCAGCUCUUCGUGCUGGACGAGAACGACAACGCGCCGGCGCUGCUGCCGGCUGCGGGCUCGGCCCCGGAGGCGGGCGCCGUGGCGGCGGCCGAGGCGGUGGCGGCGGGCGUGGGGGCGGGCUCGGCGUCGGGCACGCUGUGGGCGUGGGCGGCGUGGGGGGCGCCGGCGGGGCAGGUGGUGGCCAAGAUCCGCGCCGUGGACGCCGACUCGGGCUACAACGCGUGGCUGCGCUACGAGCUGUGGGAGCCGCGGGGCAAGGGCCCGUUCCGCGUGGGGCUCUACAGCGGCGAGGUGAGCACGGCGCGGGCGCUGGACGAGGCGGACGGGCCUCGCCAGAGGCUGCUGAUCGUCGUGCGCGACCACGGCGAGCCGGCGCGCUCGGCCACGGCCACGCUCAGCGUGUCGCUGCUCGAGGCGGCCGAGGCGGCGCUGGCCGCGGGAUCCUCGUCCUCGUCGUCGUCGUCGCCGUCGCGCUCGGCCGUGGGUGUGGAGCUGGGGCCCGGGGCGGCGAGCGCGGCCACCAACGUGUGGCUGGUGGUGGCCAUCUGCGCCGUGUCCAGCCUGUUCCUGCUGGCCGUGGUGCUGUACGGGGCAUCGCGCUGGGCGCCGCGGGCGGCCGUGCUCUCGGGGCCCGGGCCCACCACGCUCGUGUGCGCCAGCGAAGUGGGCAGCUGGUCGUACUCGCAGCGCCACAGCCGGAGCCUGUGCGUGGCCGACGGUGCCGCCAAGAGCGACCUCAUGGUUUUCAGCCCCAACUUC
Molecule: messenger RNA, 4933 nt
Organism: Passer domesticus (house sparrow)
Lineage: Eukaryota; Metazoa; Chordata; Aves; Passeriformes; Passeridae
Product: protocadherin alpha-8-like
Exons: 1
Biological process (GO): homophilic cell-cell adhesion
Cellular component (GO): plasma membrane
Molecular function (GO): calcium ion binding
Source: RefSeq, a predicted model, not a curated record